GCGGCGCGUGCGCGCGGCCCCGGGCGGGAUGGUGGGCUCCCUGCUCUGUUUCAUCCUGGCGCCGCUGGCCCGGCUCCUCGGCCGGAUCACAGGCCCUUACAUUGAGGAUGACUCUUCAGGGGAAUGUUCAACAGCAUCAUUAUUGGAAAGUGACAGACUAUCUGAUGGAGAUUCUGCUCCACGGCUACCACUUAGCAAAGACCAGACUGCUUUGCUUCAGGAUUGGUUUCGGGAGAAGCCAGGUGAACCUUCAAAAGGGGAAUCAACAGGGGAGACACCAGUGAGUGUUGACAUGGAGAAAAAGACCCAGGAUCAACCAUCAGAGAGCUGGGAGGUGGAAGAGGCCACCAUGGCAUGGCAGCAAACUAAAAAUGUGCCAACAUUGUCCCAGCAGUCAGAACAGUGGCAGGCUGCUGCUGUAGAGGGUAUCAAUCAGGACCAGAGUAUUGUGGGAUGGCAGUUGACCUCUACAUCUGAGACUGUCACAGGCUGGCCCACAUUGUCAACCCAAGGACUGAAGGCUGAAACUGCAGGUUGGACACCAUCACCUGCUCAGAAUAUGGGUGGGUUUGAGCUCCCAACAGGCUGGCAGUUUCAACCUCGGCAGCAUGAUAGCCAGCGUGGUGGUAUUAUGGAAUGGCAAUUGAUGCCAGCACACAUGAAUGAGCCAGUUGCAACUACAGGGUGGCAGUUUCCCACUCUGUUGGAUGUGAAUGCAGCAGCAAACGACCUGUGGCAGUUUCAAAGUGAAGGCAAUCUUGAAAUGGGCACAGACCCGUAUCAAGGUCUUCUUGCCAGAGUAUGGGAGGAUUUGUCAAGAUCCCAAGUGGAUGGCAGUGAUGUCAACAAGUCAUUUGAGUUUACCAUAAUGUCGUACAAUAUUCUGUCACAGGACCUUUUGGAGACAAAUUCUGAUUUGUACUCUCAUUGUCAGCCUGAGUUCCUGAAAUGGGAAUUCCGAUUUCAGAAUAUUCUGCAGGAGAUUGAGACCUGGCAACCUGAUAUUCUGUGCCUCCAGGAAGUUCAGGAGAAUCACUACCAUCAGCAAUUUCGACCAGCUCUCCAACUGCAGGGUUACGAGUGCGUUUAUAAACGACGCACUGGUAUCAAGACGGAUGGGUGUGCUGUGUGUUACAAAAAGGAGCGGUUCUCCCUGGUUUCCGAACACCCUGUGGAGUAUUUUCGACCCAUUGUGGAAACGUUGAACAGAGAUAACGUAGCGCUGCUGGUUCUCCUCCGACCCCUGACACCAGACUGUGUCCAAGAAAACUCAAAAUUUCCUGACAUCUGUGUGGCAAACACGCACCUGAUUUUCAAUCCCAGACGGGGUGAUAUUAAACUCACCCAACUUGCUGUGUUAUUUGCUGAAAUUGAGCAAUUAAUACACACAGCAGGUUCUGAUGGUAAUCGCUGUCCAAUCCUUCUCUGUGGUGAUCUGAACUCUGUCCCGGAAUCUCCUCUGUAUAAACUCAUCCAAAAUGGAGAGCUUUACUAUUAUGGAAUGCCAACCUGGAAGGUGUCAAGUCAGGAGGACUGUUCUCACCAGAUGUGUUCAAGGAAACUCUAUGGCCCUUUGUGGCCAAGCAGACUCAGGAUAACUGACAAUUGUCAGUAUGUUGAUAUGUGUGAAAAGAAGAGAACAGGAAAACGCAGAUAUGGUCGUGAGUUUCUCCUCCAGCUUCAAUAUUCCACACCAGCUCUUGAACGUCCAGAGAAUCUUGUCUUCAUUGAAGGUGUAACUGAUGCAAAACCAGAGCCUCCAGGGGAUGGUUCAGAACGCUACGUCAGUGUGUCCGAGCCAGAGGAUGAACUCUUCUGUAAUAGGUCUCCAACCACCCUCCGACACAACCUCAACCUAACAUCAGUCUACAAUCAUUACCUACCUGAUACAGGCCGGCCUGAGGUUACAACCUGCUCAUCUGGUUUUGGCCUCACUGUGGAUUACAUCUUCUACUCGGCACAACCAGUCACCGAUAAGUGUGGAAAAGGGCGUAGGCGGUACAAGGAUGGACCCCUCAAACUACUGGGCCGACUCUCCUUGUUGUCUGAGCAUGACAUCUGGUUGGCCAACGGGUUGCCCAAUGGCAUCUGCUCUUCCGAUCACCUCUCGCUGCUUGCCAAGUUUGGAUUGAAACCCCUUGGUUGAUUUUUAAAAAAACAACUAGUGAGACUUGCAUGUGGCAAAUGAGCCCUCAUGAAGCUUCAAGGACAAACACUGCCUGCUGAGCAGAAUGAAGUUCUGAUGUAAGAUGCCCAAUCUCCGUACACAGUCUCCAUUGUUAGGCUAUUUUAAUACUUGUUUCUUUUAAUGAACUAGAAUUUCAAGUGUGCUGCUUUUAAGAUAAUGGAAAUGCCAAAGGAAUAUUGGUUGGAUGAGAGGCAAAUCAGUUUGUGAUUUUACCAUCUAGAGCUUGCAGAAUGUGACUUGUGUAAUUUUGUUCCAGGCAAGCUGUCCCACCAGAGCCCUUUUAGAAACCAAUGUUAUCGUAAUUUGCCAUUGGAAGUUUUUUUUUAAAAUGGACAUUUCCUUCAUUUCUUCUAUCUUUCCCUUAAAGACGUCAGGUAACCACAGCUUCAUGGACAGGUGCUGGUUGCCCUUCUGAAUCUGUGUCAAAUUUGAAACUGUGUCUGGGAAAUUAUUCAUCUGAGGAGGGCAUCACUUCAAACUCUAAUCCUACCCUUACCUGUUAUCCAAUCAAACAAGAAGGUCCUGAUCGUUACCAGCUACAGAAGCCCUAUGUAAUUUUGUUUCUCAUGUUGCCCCUCCCAUAGUCAUGAUUUUUCCUGAUCAUUAUGGCCUCAGCUGUUUGCUGCCUUUCCUACCAGCUGGAUCAUCAGUGAAGUAUUGCCAAACUAUUGAAUGUACUUCUAAAGUGUAACUGUGUUUUUGUAGCUAAAUACAAGGAGAAACUGGCAACAUGCAUCAGAAAAAUAUUGUGCACUUGCUCAGAUCUUCUCACCAGGUUAGGAUGUGAUAACCAGACAUUGGUGGCUCUUGUGCCAAUGGCUCAAAACAGUGAGUAUUAAUAAUUUAUGUUGUAGUCAAAGGGGAAUCUCUCCAGUAGAUGCUGUUUGGAUGCUCACCUUGUUGUUGACACUCCUACUUCAUUCAUGUAAUCCUCUGUGUCGAGUCCUUUUCAGGCUAAAUGCAAGCUGACUUUAUUUCAUUUGGUUCAACUGUUUUCCUUUUGAUCAUUUAUUAAGUGAACUUGCAGAAAUGCUUUUUGCCCUUCUGCCAUCUCUUUGUGAUUUAGUUUAUUUUCCAAUGUCUUUCCCACCUCUUAGCCUGAACUUGUCAUCAACUGAUGCUCAGCCUAUAUUUUCUAGCAGAAUUCAAUGGAUUUGGGUUGGGGAGGGAUGAGACAAUUCUUAAUUGCCUCCAUAAUUUAGGAAACUGAGACCAUUUAACAUGGAUUGGGUGCCACUGGCCUUUAUGGUUUUACUGCCAUUCAAGGUGAUUCUUUCAUCAUAGAAUCAGUGGGAAAAUCAACUAGCUCCCCCAACCAAAGCCAUGAAAACAGUCCCCUAAACUAUCAGCCCAAUUCUCUGAGCUGAUGUUUUGAGCCAUGCGUCUGUGUUGCCAUUUCUCGUGCCACAUCUCAGUUAUAAAUUGUCUUUCUAUUGCAUCAGGGUGUGUCACCUUCUAGUUUCUGUGAACUGUAAAACAAUAUUGUCACUCUUCGCCUCAACCCUUCCCAUUUACCACCUUGUUUUGUUUUUGUUUGCUUUCUUGCCAUCCUAAUAGUGAUGACUCUUGGCAAUGAAACCCUAUAUUACUUGGGAGAAAUUAAAAGCUUGACUUUUCAGCUUUUGUUGAUGGAAGGUGUUUGUUGGGAGGAUAGGGAUGUUUGAGGUGAAUUUCCAGCCCUGAGCAUCCUGUCAGUCAAUCUCUAUUGCAGGUUUUGAAUUAGGAUCCAGAUUAAACUGGUCGCAAUUGAAGUGGGUGCUCCCUGCUGUCCCUAUCCCCACGACAUCACCAUGACUUUAGGAUUACAAUAAAUUGCAUUGGGAAAAGCUAUUUUGACAUCAAGUUUAAAAACUGUUUCCUUACUGCACUUCCUCUCGCUUUAAAGUUGGACUUUAAGAUGCAGUACAACUGGUGAAUGACAAGACAAACUUAUCUGAAAUACUUUGGUUUUCCUGGUGAGUUGGAACCUGCAUCCUGUGCUUUAGGAGCUGUGGCUUUUUAUGUUGUCAGUGGUUAAUUACAGAUAUGAGUGGUACUGUCUUCAGGAGCUGCUAAGCAGAGACCAAGGGUUACCGUUCCGGGAGUCUAAAGGAAUGGGGACUGGUCGUCUUUAGCUGUGGUCUGCAAAAUACAUUUUGAGUAGAUGGAACUGGGAAAUAAAAUGACAUGAACUUAAUUGGAAAGGGGAAAUAUUUUUUGAAUACUUCAUGCUCAUCCACCAAGUAAAAAUACUACAGUUGGCCUGGAUCAUCCUCUGCUAUGGAGAUGAGGGAAAAUAUCAAGCGGAGUUCCUGGUGCUGAUGGGUUUGUAUCAAUCCCUGCUGGGAUUAAAAUUUGGUGUCACUCAGGUUUUGUGCUUGUGAAUAUUUGGAACCUUGAUAUUCCUUUCAGGAAAUAUUUUUUCAUCAUUGCUCUUUGUUUAAGACAGUGUGAAUCAUAACACUGGCAACACCUCUCUUUCUCACCUCCCACUACCCCAAGACUAAAAAGAUACCUCCCACCACCCCAAGACAUCCUGUGAGCGGUUGCUUUGUAUGUCUUCUGCCUCCAUUCAGGAUCUGUUUCAUGAUGAUCGUUAAUACUGAGAAACUCUGUUGCAUUAUAUGUGAAUGCAACUUGGUGAUAUCAACUGUACUACAGACCAUGGGCAGUGCAGUGGGACAGAGCUGUUGUUGUUGGUCAGGACAUCAUAUUACAGCAUUUGAAAAACACCUGUCUUGACAGAAACCAAUGCGGUGGCCUGUGAUUUUUUUUUUAAAAAAAAGAACGUGAAGAAAAUUCGUCCCAUUAAUUAAAGACAGAAACCCUCAAACACACAAGGUUGUUACCAAUUUGUUUAUCAUUGUUUGUUUUUCUUUGUAAAUGUGAGUGUAACUAGGCUCCAUACUUCUCUCUGGCUAAGUUCGGUAGUAGGCUGUGGACCCCAGAUCCACUGGCUAAAGGACCAAAUUCUUCAGUCAGCCGGAAUCAUGGGAUUUAUGAACUUGUGUCCAUAGUUAUUUUUUACAGUUGGUGUGUAAGAAUAGCUUGGAACAGUUGGGUGGCACUAUCUGUAGAUAAAGUGUAUAUUCAAAUAGUGUAAUUUUUAAAGGCUUUGUUUUGCCUAAUAUUUUUGUGAAAUGGUUCAGUAACAUUUUGAUUAAAUAAACGGCUUGUUUAUUUGA
Molecule: messenger RNA, 5352 nt
Organism: Hemiscyllium ocellatum (epaulette shark)
Lineage: Eukaryota; Metazoa; Chordata; Chondrichthyes; Orectolobiformes; Hemiscylliidae
Gene: angel1
Product: angel homolog 1 (Drosophila)
Exons: 10
Coding region: 29-2146 (705 amino acids)
Molecular function (GO): 3'-5'-RNA exonuclease activity
Source: RefSeq, a predicted model, not a curated record